Monomorium pharaonis (pharaoh ant) is the source of this 5229-nucleotide messenger RNA. Its product is annotated as phospholipid scramblase 1. The record is from RefSeq and is a predicted model, not a curated record. Lineage: Eukaryota; Metazoa; Arthropoda; Insecta; Hymenoptera; Formicidae. Gene Ontology annotation, cellular component: plasma membrane. Gene Ontology annotation, molecular function: phospholipid scramblase activity. Gene Ontology annotation, biological process: plasma membrane phospholipid scrambling. The coding region runs from base 3739 to 4383 and encodes 214 amino acids. The transcript is spliced from 11 exons.
UCGGCAUGAAAUAGAAGGAUAAACAAACAGACGCCAUUGAAGUGUGUUCGUUUUAGCCGCGAUUUUGCGUGCGCUUUCCCUCAUCUCCGCGUAAUAAUAUCUUGAGGAUCGUAAUUUUGGAUCGCAAAAAGAGUGCAGAAGAAACCGACUCGGAAUUCUCGGGGUGGAAGAGGGGAGCAGCGAGAGAGAGAAACGACGAUCGGCCGAGGGGCCACCCUUCGUCCACCGGAUGCGAGUGUCACUCUCUCAUAUCUGUCGGAGACAAACGCUAUCCGCGACCUUGCUGUGGAGCAGCUGUGGAGAAGGAGAAGGAGGAUGGCAUGCAAAAUUCAGUUUCGAAUCGCACUGGCGACAUCUCUGGAAAUUGGCGUGUCGCCGCACGAGAAGGACAAAUCGACAACCUUGAAAUAGAUCGAGGAAAAAUUAGCGGCUGGCCAGUCGGGGGAGCGCUCGAUGCCGCAAGACCGAGGCGGCUCGUCUUUUCCCGUUGCUUCGUUGCCGAUUGCCCGUUAGUUCGUUCCGCUGGCUAGAAGCGCCGAGGGGGGCACGUGAUUUUCGCCGACGCCGUUUCUUCUUCCGCCGAAGGUAAGCCGGAAGUAGAAGAAUGAACGACCAAAAGUACCACACACCGUAUCCUCCGCUGUCAGGGAUGGGAAUGCAGCCGGUUGCAACAGCUCCACCGCAGGCAGAUGCGUCGCCAGGUAAAAGAGCAGGCGUUACUCUUCGAGGCUUGAGCACGUGCUAAGAAAACCGACACGUCGCAUCUGUAGAUCCGAGGUUCUAAACCGCGAAACACAUGACGCUUGCGAAGACUCACGGAUUUCUUUGGAACUUGUGAAUCUUUGAGGGACGAUCAUCUAAUUGAAAUUUUUGGAAGUAACAAAAUCUCGCUUCGAAAUCUUUCUUUCGUGAACACACGAGACGUUUGUUAUAUUAUUAUUGUUGCUUAAAAAAAUGUAUAUAUGAAUGUUACGACAAAUUAUAACCGGCAAGAUAUUUCAAGAAGAGAAGAAAUGCGCAGGACACAAAUGUUCUGAGGUAUCUGUUUAAGUGUUAAAAUAAACUAAUAUAUUUCGUACUAUCUCUUCCGCUUCCUCUUUUCUAACAGUGGAGUUUCACCUGUACGCGUGUCUGUAGCUUCAAUUAGAUUCCCGGUUAGAUUAGAUUCCUCGUCGUAACUGUGGCUAAAACGAGAGAAUGAAAACCCACUUAACUCGUUAAUAUUUAGAGUCAGCCACGACGGCGGUAGUUAAUUCGGCCUGAUUACCGCAUUUCUCUGCUCUUUUCUCGACGCCUCGAAUCCAAACGGAGAGGAAGAAAAUUUAUUUGACCCGGUAAUUCCUCGGGGGCAGACUGCAUUCGUAAGGUUCACUUAGCUGGAUUAGCAUUUCCCGGCGCCUUUUUUAGAUACUAGCUAAUUAGCUGGCAUAAAUAAAGAUACGUUAAAAGUGUACGGGUUGAUAUCGAGGAGCAUUAGUUAACUGUCACGAUUAGCGCCGACCUAAAAGUUUGCGUCAUCGCCGGGCAAUUUCUCUGUUUUUAUAAGAAAUAGAGAAAAUAAUGUUAAGAAAUUAUUGACUUAAUUAUCACACCUUUACGAUUGUAUACGAACAUAUUUGCUUGCUUCUUCGAACACGUUGAGUCACUUUUUCCGGCUGCGAAAUGCGACACCACGAAAGUUUUAUCGCCACCUGUCGAACCACAUCUGUCUAAUUUAUUCACGGCACUUUCUACAUGAAUAGAAUAUCAUUUUAAACAGGUGUUAUUCAUGUACGACAAUUGGUAUUCGAUUUAUAUGUAAUUAAUAUAAAAAAAAUAAAGCGCUAUGUUACGUCAUACGUCGCGCUUGAAAAUUAUAAUUUAAUUUUAAUAAUUAUAUUUGCAAUUCUUUUCCUCUUUUUCUUUAAUUUAAUUAUUCCGCGUAUUGCAAACAGAUUAUCAUAUGCUAUUUAGUUUAUAUUAUUUUUUUAAAAUAAUUAAAAUAUUUAUUAAGAUAAGAUUUAAAAAUAUUUUAAGAUUGUUGUGAUUAUUGAUUAUGGAUGUGGAACAAAAUGCGUAUAAUAAAAUGACUUUAUUUCAAGGCUUUAUUUAAAAAAUUCUAUAAUCUAGAAUUUUCGUUUCAACUGAAACUUGAAAGAAAAUCAAGAAUUGUCAGCAAAUACUUUUACAAAAAUUAAAGAAACAACGUAUAAAUUAUAAUUGCUAAUUUUUAACUAAUGCAGCUUAUAUAAUACUGGCCUAAACGCGCUAUUAGCACGGAACGCGUCUGUUUCGUGCCCGUUUAAUUACGAUAGGCACGGUCGGAGGACAUUCGUGAUUCUCCACAUCAAUGAUCAUGGGAUCCAAGCAUUGCUGCUAUCGCGCGUAAUUGCGGUUCACCACGAGAAAUUCGAGCUCUGUGUACGCUAUCACGUCCCAAUCAUGCGAUCUACGUGGAAGGCGGUGUCUUCCAAUGAUAGUUGGUUACCGUUUGUUGAGAGCGACGAUCAGUGUAAAGUAGAUAAUGACCGUCCUCGGUGGUCGUCGCGUAUCAUCGUCAUCCAGACGGUAUACGACGUUAUCACUCGUAUUUGUACGAUGACGCCGAACUUUUCGAUCUUCGCGGGCGCAUCGCGUUCCCAUUUGCCGUAUUGUUUCUAUCCAAGAUAUAACCCGAUAAAAAGAUUAUACCGCAUGCCGCAUGAACAUCUGAAUUGUAAAACUGAUUCUGAUAAGCGCCGACGUGACAGUGCAGUGUGACGAUCAGUCAGAGUCUACCAGUGUAUUUGUUUGGCUUUUACCUGGCUAGUGAUAAGAAGAGGUAAAGAAAAACAACUUGGUGAAGAGAUGAACGAAAAGAUAAAAGAAACAAAUUAAAAUUGGACCUUGGAAAACGAAUAAAGAAGUACACAACUGAAGAUCUGUGUAUAUUCCGGAUGUCAGAAAUACAAUUUUCUUGGAGAGAAGUAUUGGCAGCAGAUUGUGAAUUUUUUAUUGUAUUAAUUUUCUUAACGUAUGGAAAACGGGUAUGCGGCACUUGAUGUUUGCGACGUAGCUUCAAGAUGUAUCGUAUUAUUCCCUAUAUUUAUCUCCCAAUAACGAUAAAUGAAAGAAAAGAGGGAAACUCAAGCCGGGGGCAAACGAGGAUUCUUGCGGAAAAAGCUUUAUCUCCUGCGUCUUGCGGAGGGUGCCGAACGCAGCAAAUUACGAUAACUCGCCAAUGCUGUUGGUAAACGUCUCAGAUCGGAACGGUUAGCGCAACAGUUAUUUUCGUGAGAUUAACAGUUGCGAUAGCAGAUGACGGAUAUUGGUGAUCAAAUUUUGAAACUGAGAAAGUGAGAACCGAGUUUGUGGACGAGUUCAGAAUCUUAAGAACGACGCCUUUUUCAAGCAAAAGUUUGAGAAGAACUUCAAGCAAAAGUGACGAAGUCCUGAAGCCACUGAUUGGAACAGUGACUUUCAAUUUUCUCAUUUUCCUACAAUGAUAAAUGUAUCUUCAAUCUCAGGCAUUGAGAUAAGAACGCGUAUUACUCUAUAAAUGUACGAUCUAUAUUGAAUAAUAUUGAAACAUGCGGCGUUUUACACGUGCAACGGAAUCCGAAUACUUUGAGACUUCGUGGAAAAUUAGGCUGAAGCAAAUCUGCAGACGGCUGAGAACAUACUGUCAAAGUACAUUGGCGCGUUAUUACAAGUCUAAGAGGAAGGGCUAUAGCAGAUUUCUGACGGAGGAGGAACAGAGGUGGUUGGUCACAACCGAAUAUGACAUAUCCAAUCGGAUUGGAAUACCUUACGGGCCUUGAUUAUCUUUUCGUGAACCAGAAAAUUGAGUUGCUUCAAGCUUUUACUGGAUGGGAAACUAAGAACAAAUAUGUUAUUACGGAUAAUAGGGGCGAGCCGGUGUAUUACAUGGCCGAGGAAUCAGGAAUCUGUUGGCGAUUGUGUCUAGGAAAAUAUCGUUCAUGCGAAUUCACCAUCUACGACAAAAAUCAUCGGGAGAUUCUUCGUAUGGUUCGACCCUUCAGAUGCGACGGUUGCUGUUGUCCUUGUUAUCUACAGGUUCUAGAAGUGUAUUCUGGAAGUACUCUAUUAGGCAGCGUUACUCAAGAAUGGAGCCUUUGGCGACCAAAGUUCUAUAUUCGUGACGCAUCCGGCCAACCAGUGUUGAUGAUAAAAGGACCUCUUAUUCGUUUCUGUGUUAACGUAAUUUUUAAGGUCAAAUCUAUGGAUGGGAAACGUCGUGUUGGUGUGAUUCGAAAGCAAUGGAGUGGCUUUGCUCGAGAAUUGUUUACUGUUUCCGAUACGUUCGGCAUUAACUUUCCGCGCGAUCUUGACGUGAAGAUAAAAGCCGUGCUGCUAGGGGCAUGUCUUUUGAUAGACUUCAUGUAUUUUGAACAGGAGCCUUAAAUCGACCUAUUUUAAUUUUUACAAGAAGACUAAAGCGUAACUUAUCAAUAUAUUAAUUUAUAUCUUCGUUAAAGAUAUUUUGUAAUGUAUCAAAUACUUCAGAAGAUUUUUAACUACGUAAUGCAACGUAAAUUAAGUUGAGCGUCAUUUACACAUACUUAGGAUAGAAUCCUGUUAAUCAUGAACUGUGAGAUUAAUUAUAACUAUAAUUGCAUAUUAGACAAUUAUUCUAUUUUUUAACGGCUAUACGAAUAAUUCUUAUUACUUAUAUAUAUAUAUAUAUAUAAUUAAAAUGUAUUUGGAUAUACUUUUAGCGUUGAGCAAAGAAGUAAUUACAGAAAUGUAAUUAAACUUGUGCAUAAAGUUUAAUCUCGAAAAAAGCUCUCUAUUUUAUUAUAAACACAGUACGAGUGUGUAGCAAUUUAAAUUGUUAUACAUUGCUUAUUUUUUCUAAACUGUCUUUCGAAUAUCGCAUGUCUUACACGUGUAUGUACACAAAAUAAAAACAACCAACUUACUAAAUCAACAUUAAGAAAUAAUAAAUUACCAAGUAUUAUCUUUGUAUCGAUAUUUUAUUUGAUGAAAAUUAAUAUUAUAUGUAUCAAUGUAAAAAACUAACAUUUUUAAUGUAUGCAAUCUGCGCAGCUGUAAUCUCAAAUUUUGCGGAUAUUUCAUCACUCACAUAAGAGCUUUGCGUAUUUGUAUAAACUUGAAAGUUUAAUAAAAUUAAUUUUGUUUAUACGUACUUUUUGAUAUUGAAAUAAGAUCUUUGGCGCAAGUACAUCAUAUCAAUUGUGUUAAUGUUAAUUAAUAUGUAAAUAAAAACUUGUUUUAUGUACUUGUUAA